GGCAGAUGGGAGAAAGAAGGACCCGUCGCCAGUCGAGUGGGCGGGGCGCCGAGCGCACGUAGACGCUGAGUCGCGAGCGCGCAGGCGCAAGCGGCGCUUCCCAGCCAACGGCUCCUUGAGCUCCACGUGACCCCUUUCCGUCACCGCCGCCCCGUGCGCGCUCGCCCGCCCGAACGCUGCGGCCGCCGACGUUCGGCGGCGGAGGGGUGACGUUGCGCUCUUGGGCCGAAUCAAGUCAGUCAGCGGCGCAACCGCCGCCUCUCUCGCUCCUCCGGCUCGGCGACGGGAGACCCGAAGGGCUUUCGGCUUCUCCUCGGAGGGUGAGCGAUGCGCUCGGCGUGAGGCGAGUUUCUGCUCUUGUCGCGGUCCCCGCUGCUCCAGCCAUGGCUUCGCCGAGCUGGCAAGAGGCUGUGGCCCAGCAGGCCGAGGAGGUGUCGGCCCGGCUUCGGGAUGCGCUGUCGGCCGGCGUGGGCCUGCUCCGCACCGAGCUGGGCCUGGAGCUGCCGCCGGGCCUGGAGCCGCAGCGCCUGCCCACCUGGCUGGUGCUGCUCUCCACGUCCGUCCUGGCGCUGCUGCUCCUGCUGGCGCUCCUGUGGGCCGCGGCCUGCGCCCGGGCGGGGGAUGCUCGCAGGAAGAACCGCCUCAGGAGAACCGCCGAGGACGACGACGAAGAGGACGAGGAAGAAGUGGCGGCGACGCGGGGCCUGACAGCAGCAGCAGCAGCAGGAGGAGGCCCUCCUCACAAGGGGGUCCCUGGGACGAUGCUCCUGCUGAAGGGAGACGAGCAGAAGAAGAGGAAUAAAAAGAGGCCGCUGGAGAAAACGGGCAGGGUGAGUGGAAACACGGUGGGAAAAGAGAACAUUUGCAUGAGUGGCUAUUGGUGGAAUAGAGGGAGUUUCAAUGUCUUGACCCAACACCAUAAAAAAACUGUAGCACUUCUGGUUCUGCUUCACACAUUCAGCAUAUCACAACGGUGUUCGUGUAUGUGUUUAAUUGAAAGCGCUAGUGGCCAAUGCUGCACCUGAUGUUGCAUUUCUAAAUAUGUUCUUUUUUCUCCUCAUUUCCCCUCCCCCCAUUUCUUUUUUCCUGUUUUUCCAAGUACUGUCUGAAGCAGAGAACUGCAGCUGCAGUUUUACAUGAAUUUUGCGCCUUGAGGUUUUUCUUAUCAAGGAUGUAACGUCUACAAGCACCUGUGAGCACGAACAGUCAAUUUACAGGUUCUAGCUGACGCCAAGACAGUUUGCACCAGCUCUCUUCUUACCAGUGAACAUAUACGUACUGCAGUAUGGGUGAUUUUCUCAUUUGAGGAUCCACGUGACUUCCCCUACACACAGUGUGUUGAAUAGUUGACCUUUAGGACUUCAGCAUAAAACUUUCUAACUUUAUCUCAUUUGGUGUAGAUAAGUCUGUUAAUAAUAAUGUGUUCUAAUCCUAGGUAUACAUUGGACUCAGCCUUGAUCAACCUGGUAGAAUGGGUUGUAUAGUCACUCUUUUAUUCACACAGCUCUCAUGGUCAAAGUAGUUAAAAAGUGGCUAUUCUCCCUCUUUCUGAGUGGUCUGGGAGUAGACGGACAAGGAAGAUUAUUCUAGAUUUGGAGACUGAAUAUUAAAAAGCAAAUUAACGUGGAAGUGAACUGGCCUGGAAAUUUCCUGCCCUUGGUGCUUUCUAGAAAGAAGUGACAUCUAAGCAUUUAAGGUUGUUUUCAGACAUGUGCAAAAUGCUUGUCUAAAAGUUUGAUACUAGCUCCUAUAAAUCUGAGGGUUUCUGUUCAACAGCAUCCUAUAUCCUAGAUUGUGUCACAUCUCAUUUUUUGUUGUUGAGAGUGGUACAAUUUUAGGCAAAAUAAAUAGUAAUACUGUGUAAACUUGAAAUCAACUGAAGCCUCUGUUUGUGAUACAUUGGCAAUGUUUUAAGAUGAUAUUGACAGUUUUCAAUGAGCUAAAAUAGUGUUCAUGUUAAACUUGUUGCUGUUGACAGAUCUAAUAAACAGGGCAAGAUAAGCAGAUUGUUCAAAUAUGGCACCCAAAUUUCUCCCCGCUUUUAAAGUGUGGUAGUGAUGGAUUUUUUAAAGCAAUGCAUUGAAUUGCUAAUGAGGGGGGAAGCCAGUCCAGCAAAAUUUGUGAGGCUGAUGGUUUGAGGAGCAAUUAGCGUAAAGACAGGUGAAUUCCGUGUUCUUGAGAACUGUUUGUUGGAACCGCACUUUAGCAUCUUUAGGGUGUUCCUGAUUCCAUCUUCAUCUUGGUGCUCAGGUGAAAUCUGACAGGGUCCAUCCUUUUCAGCUUUUUCCCCUUCUGGAGACCUAGCUUGUGACUGGUAACUCCACACACUGCAAUAUACCUUAUGCAGUGCUGUCUUUAAACUGUUUUGUGCCUUCAGAGCCAUAAACUGUCCAGAAUAUAUUGGACCAUCUUAUUAUCUUUCCCGUGGGUUUGAUCGUAACUAGACCUCUGUGAACAGAAAAGCUCCUUCCACUCAUGGAGCAGAAGGAACUGGAUUCCAGUUUUUGCCAAUCACUCCUUCGCCACUUAUACUGCCCCACCCUCGAGCAGGUUUUCAAGGGACUGCAAUCUCACGAAGGCUAAAAUGUAGUAGGGCCAGUUUUGAAAUGAUAAUUUGUGGCAAAUAGUAUUUUAUUUUUAUCAAGUUCUGCCCAUAAUUCCUAUGCAGGUAGAUUGGGAUAGUUUUUAAACUUUGUCAGAUGGGUGUGCUCACCCUCAAGAAACCCAGAACCCGCUCUCGGUUCUGCCCACACAUAUAAUUAUCAGUCACUAUGACAAUGUGAUCACUCAGUUCUCUGGAAUCCAUCGUCAGCCUCUGAUACUGCUGGUCAGUCUGCAUGCACAUGUACACAGUCUAAUGUUAAUUCAGACAAGUCCUUUGCUCAUUUAGGAUUUCCCAUUGAAAAUAAUGUGGUGGGGCAUCCAGACUAAACAAUCUUCCAUUCAGACAGCUUUGAUUGUAAUUUGCAAUACUUUACCAAUUAGGACUCUUCUGGGCACAGUCAUUUGCAUGUAAGAGAGCAUUCCUCACUGAAGCCCACCACCAGUCAUAUCUUUGCUGUGAAGUUUCAAUUUCCCUCAAUGCCUGUGUGGUGCUGGCUCCUGACUGUCACUUAUUUCAAGCUAGAGUGUUGUGUGCUGUUGAAAGAGAGCUACUCGAGAAUUCAGCAGACCCCAGACUGGAAGGAAUGAAGCAGCAGCAGGUAUCCAAGCAAGGGAAAAAUUCUUUCUUCAUUCUUGCUUUUACAGUCCUCCUCGAGGAAAAAGUUAUAGGAGAAAUGGCUUCUCCUCCGCUGUAGCUGUCCCUGCCUUUUAUUCUUUUUCAAACUCUAGGAAGGGAAAGUCUUUUUCCUAGUUUUAUAAAAACACCCUUUUUCAAUGAAGAAUUAAAGAAUGGCUGGUUUGCUGCUGUAGCUGUGUACUUUUUACUGAGAGAAGAAAAAAAGCUUUUGCAACUAUUUUAGAGGUGUGCUUUCCCUGCUCUCCCUCAGUUAUUUCCUUGGACAUAUUGACAGCAGAAACCUCUAGUUGCUCAAUGCAUAGCACAUGAGGUUGAGAAGCAUGAGAUGGGAAUUGAAUCCCACCAGCGGGUAAAUAAUAAUAAUAAUAAUAAUAAUAAUAAUAAUAAUAAAUUUUAUUUAUAUCCCGCCCUCCCCAGCUGAAGCCGGGCUCAGGGCGGCUAACAACAUUACCUUUUGCUCUCAUUUACCUUUUGAAUAUCUGGCCAAAAAAACACCAGUGCAUCUGUUUUGGUAAUUUCAUUUAUUAGUUAACCCGUAACCAAGGUUCACAACAAACAAACAAAUUAAUAUUAAUAAUCCAAUAAAACAACCAUAUAAUAUCAGAGAGCCACAUCAUUCUCAUGACAUGGCCAAAAGAAGGAGCUCCUAGGACUUGCACACACACUGCAAAACGCCACAGCAGCAAAAAGGAAUCAGACAUACCUUGGAGUAUUUGUCUCUCUCUUGCACCAGCCUCAACACCCAGUUAUAGAUGCCAAUAACAUAAGAGCUGCUGAAGGAAUCCUAGCUGCAUGGAACAACAGGAGGCAGGAUUCCAGGUUUAGAAUCCAGGUUGUUAUCCCACACUAAAGCAAGGGGAGGAGCUUUAGACAUCCAAGCACACCUCAGUCAAUCAACACGUGUAAUGCAAGAACCAAUACUUAGGCUUCUGCAUGGGCCAGCACCCCUGCUAUUUUGCUUGACAGGCUGACCCUGCUUAGUAGCAUCCCAACAUGCCUUUUUGUCCCUGUCCUGUCCUAACCAUAAAGUGUACUUGAUUAGUAGACUGUGGAGGAGCCAUUGCCUCAAAGCCUGUCAAGUUCCCUGAGGCCAGCUGAAGCCAGAUUAUUUUAGGGUUGAGGAGAAGAUCCAUAUCUCCUAUUCCCCAACAACUAAAAAGCAAUGUGUGUGGCAAAGUCAUAGGCUUUUGUUGAUUAGCAUCCAUGGUGGAGAAGAUUUUGAAAGGGAAAGUUUGAAGUAUUUCUUAUAAACCACUCAGGGAUAUAACAAUAAAACAUAAAACACCAUUAAAAUGAUACAAGAAUCAUUAAAGUGACAGGCUAAACAGCUGUCAUUUAAACUAGUUUCCAGCUACCAGAGAUUCCCCUUGUGCUAAAUCCUGUAGCUCUUUAGCCAUCAGAUCUCAAGUAAGGGAUGACUUUGUAACUCCAGUCAGGCCCUCUCCUGCAUUCGAGCUCCCCUAACUUCUUUCCCAUUCCAUGGCCACUUUUUUAUCAGCAGCACAGCCUUGGUUCUCCCUAAGUCUUUUGUGAAAUUUUGCCCCCCCCCCCCCCGUGCAUUGCAGGGGGUUGGACUAGAUUACCCUUGGGACCCUUUCCAAGUUCUAACUACAAUUCUAUGAUUAUGCCUCAGAUUUUAGCAUCGUUUGCUGCAGGACAGGCAUGUGACUAUGACAGGAGAUGUAAUCCCAUAGUGUAUAAUGUGAUUGCUUUAUGCUGUGCUGUUGGCAAGAAUUGGGCUGCCAUAGUCAGAUCGCUUGAUGUUUCUCCUCUCCCUACUGCUGUAGUACUACAGUGGUGCCCCGCAAGACGAAUGCCUCGCAAGAUGAAAAACUCGCUAGACGAAAGAGUUUUCCGUUUUUUGAGUCGUUCCGCAAGACGGAUUUCCCUAUGGGCUUGCUUCGCAAGACGAAACGUCUUGCGAGUUUGUUUCCUUUUUCUUAAAGCCGCUAAGCCGUUAAUAGCCGCUAAGCUGCUAAUAGCCGUGCUUCGCAAGACGAAAAAACCACAAGACGAAGAGACUCGCGGAACGGAUUAAUUUUGUCUUGCGAGGCACCACUGUAUGUGCAAGAGAGAAGAUCAAGUUUUUAAAGCCUGGUUGUUGAGCCACGUUCUUUUUUGGUAUUUUUGACUAUCCCAGUUGAGGGAUUUCAUCACUUUCCAUAGGGUUAUUUGUUUCAGUUGCUAUUACCAGGUUCUGGACAGAGAAGCAGAAAAUCUGCUAAACUUGAACUAAACUAUGUGUUUUGCCUGAGAAAUCGUGUCAAGGCUGUUGGGAGUAUAUCAUAAUAUGUAUAAAGGUUAGAUUCUUUACCCCAUUUCAAUCAAGGAUUGGAUGUAAUUGUAGAAGGGAGUAUUCUGCAACUGCAGCCUUUUCCAGCCGCUCAUGUUGUAAAAUGAGAAUUUGACACGAACUCAAACUACUGUAGUUAUAUUUAGAAAUUGGUUUCAUGACACUACUAACUUCGGGUUCCUAUGUUUGAAAAUAAAGCAUUUAUAAUAAAGUUUUAGGCAUGUCUCAAAUAUUUUCAAGGUUUUUUGUAGGAAACACUAGAACUUUUUUCCUGUAAAAAUGAAAGUCACUUUAGUGCUCUGGAUUUUAAAUAUAACCUUAUCCAACUUUUACUCUUAAAGUCGUAAUAUUUGAUGAAUAAAAACUAUGCCAUCCAAGUGGCUCCAGGGCAUGUCAAAUAAUGCACAUUAGCUAUUAAAGUGUUUAUUUGAAAGUUGUUCUUUUUUUUGUAAAUUUGUAAAAUGUUGCUCCAAAAUACUCUAACUGGAGAUAUCUUACUAGUGAGUUUCAUCUUUGUUUUGUUGUGAAUUGUGACUCUGUGUGUGUCAGAUACAGAAAGUAGGCAUUAAUUUGAGGGGAUGUGUCUCAAAAUAUCGGAAGUUUUGCAGUAAUCCUGUAGUGAUGUCUGCCUGGAAAAUACACUAAUUCUUCACACAGGGAAUUGAAGCGAAACACAUAGGCCUGAUUCAAAUGUCACAUUCUGAACCUCCAAACCAUGGUUUGGAUAAUAGGAAAUGAACUUGAGUGCACUCUACCUUUUUGAUAACUAUUUUCCUUCAUCUGAACUAAGCCAUUAUAAUGUCUUCCCUUUCUCUUAAUCCUAGGGCUCUCUGCUCUGAGGCAGAAGAGUAGGUGCUAUUUCAAAUUCUUUCAACUUUCAAUUUUUUGAGCAGUUUAUUUGGGGUUCUAAAGCAGGAUGGGGAACUACUGGUCUGUGGGUCAGAAUUGGCCCAUGGUACACAUACAGUCCCAUUUGGCCCACAGCCUCUUUUCUUUGGCCUCCAUUUAAGCCAGCUUAAUUAUGAUCCAUAAAAGUGGAGUUGCCAAAGAAGCAGGGCACAUGAAGCAUUUUGGGGGUUGUCAGUGUGAAGGGAGUGCAGAGGUCAAGUUUCUCAAAAGGCUUCAGUGAAAGGCUUAAGCACCACCUGGAUCUUUUUCCAUUGAAAUCAGUGAGAUUCACUGGAUCAUACCCAUUGUUAUUGCAGAGACUAAUUUUAGUUGUAGAUGAGAUGAUGCCUCAGAUUCUUAACUCAACCUUAUUUCGCUUCUAUUCUGCCUUUGGUUCAUGUAAUUGAAGGCAGUAUACCUCUAGGUUUCCAGUGAGUCUUCCCUCCCAACUCCUUGACCAGACAGACCUCCUUAGCUUUGGUACUGUAAUAUCACUGUUCUUUAACUGCAUAAUAUUUAGGAUAGGAUUUGCUUUUGUGGCCUUGGACUACAUGCAAUUGAAAGAAACAUCAAUAUUAUUUGAGGCUUGGAAAUUAAGCAGUGCCACUCAUUUAACUUUUUCCGCUUUUGUGGGUAAGAGACUUAUUACUAAUACUCAUUUUAUUUUAAAAUCAGAUAUCUGUAUCCUUAAUGAAUAAAUCAUCUUAAAUAGUAAUAUAUACAUUUAUAUGCCCCAUUGGUAAGAAUACUGAGAAGACAAUUUAGCUCUUAAUUAUAAUAAGAUUAAGGGGGAAAGGUAGAAAUAAGCAAGAUUCAAAUUAGAGUAGAAUUAAAAAAAAAACCCUUCUUUGUUAAAUUUGACAUCUAUCUCAAAUUUCAUAAAAUUGAGAAAGGGUUAUAACUAACCCAAUAGCUGCUUACUAUUCCAAAAUUCUAUGAAUUGUACCUAAUCCUAUUCAUAUCUGAUUACCAUUUCCCUUGGUGAACCCAAAUAGACAAGUAAUUUUACUUGAACAGCUAUUCCCCAUAAUUUGAUAUACCAUUCCUUCAAACUAGGAAUUUCUCCUUCCACCAUACUCAGCAUAUAGAAUCUGUGCUGCCACUAAUGUAUGACAUGACAAAUUUCCCCCCCUCUAUGCGUACUUUCCAAAUAUGUAAUCAAAAUUAUUUGGGGGUCCUUCGAAAGCAUAUAUUUCAAAGUAGAACUUACAUCGGGUAUUAUUUCUUGCCAAUAUUCUUAGCUUCCAGGUUCUUCCACCAACAGUGCAUAAAAUUGACUCUAGUUGAACCACAAUUCCAACAACUAUAAUUACUGGUAUUAAGUGGGUUAAAUACCAUAAUAUCCAGAGUUUUUCUGCAUUAUAUAUUAAAGUUAACAAAGCAGUAUGAUUGUAUUCCCCCCCCCCCCGAUAUACUUCCAGUUUUCACUUGGAAUAAAGAUCCCUAUAAUUAUUCCUAUCACCUGUAUCCAUUUUGAAACAUAGUCCACCAGGCAGUUUUACCCCAUAUGUUUAAUAAUUCAGUAAAUUGUUCAGAUGUCUCUCAUUGUCAUAGCCAAUUUAUUAGAAAAUUUCUAAUUUGGAAAUAUUCAAUUAGAGCAAGUUCUGUAUUUUUUAUGCAUUCUUGCAUCUCAUCCUGAGAUUUUACUUGAUUAUGAACAAUCCAAUCUUUGAAUUUCUCAAAGCCUUUUCUCUGCCAAUUUGUAAAUUGGCUUAUGCUUUCAUUUUUAUUAAGCUGUGGGUGGAAUAGCACUGAAGUGUUUGGAGAUACCAAUGAACACAGUUUGUUUGUAAAUUGAGCCCAUAUUUUCAGUAAUACUGGGGAAAUACUACUAGCUCCCUUUUCUGUCUUUGCUUUCCAUUCAUAACAGUGCAUUUGGUGGAAUUUUAACAAAACCUUGGGCAGUAUUCAACAAAGUCAUCUCAUCAGGACAAGGAUUUACACUUGCACAAUGGAUUUUCCCUCUCUUCUCCUCCAUUCAUGCCCAGUGCCCUCCCCAGAUCUGUGCUGGGGAGCCCCUAGAACAGAUUGCAGGGGCAGGAGAGGGGGAUUCCGGUUUCAAAAGCAGAAAUCCUUGCAUUAACCAGUUGCGUUACUCAGCACUACUUCAGAUACAACCCUUUGUUGUGACUCUAUUAUGUAACCGUGACCCAGUCAGCAAUUCCUAUUAAACCACUUUCUUGGUCAUAUUAAAUUGUAGUGAAUAGUUGUUAAGUGAAAGUUUUAAGAUUCUGUUCUAAACUAGAAGUGAGCAAACAAGUAGUGGGUAGGUAAGUAUGUCACAUUGGCAGACUUCGGUAGAAUUAAACAUUUAGACUGAAAAACAGUGAAAUACAAUGUGUAGGUAUGUGAACUCUGUCUAAAAUUAAUGUGACAAUUUUCUGAUUUCUAGCUUAAUGGUCAACCUGCUCAUGAAGUGUCUGAAGAGGAAGUAAUACAGACAGUUCGAAGAGACAACCUUAAACAGCAGUCAGAGGCAGAAAAGAAAGCUGAAAAGGUUGGUUAUUUGUAAGUGAUGGAAAACUGUAGAUAAUAUAUAUAAGUUGAUAGUGUCUAAAGCAAAUUUCAGGCAAAGGCUCUACUAUUUUGACUAGUCUUGGUAACCAGCCAAAAAUCUGUAUUUGCCACCAGCAAAUAGUCUUGUUGCACCAUCCAAUCUUUACAAUCACUUCGAGCUUUGUGCCUCUGAGAUCUAGUCUGACUAGAAGCAAGUCCUGACUUCCAUGCUUGGAGAAGGGUGCAUACUUCCUUGACCUCAUACCAAUUUCAGGAAAGCUUAUAAAGCAACUCAGUGUAGCAUCAGAAGAAGUACCUGCCCUCCCAACUCUACCAAAGUAUAGGAAUUAUUACUAGAUUAAAAAGAGAAGCAGCCCAUUUCUCAACCUCUGGUUCAUAUCUUAAUUUCUUGUGUUUGACAUAAAGUCUACAUUGUGGCUACAUUGUUUUUAUACGGGCAUGCAUUUUUUAAAAAAUAGCUCCCAUGUGCAACCUCAGUAUUUGACAAUACUGUCAACCAUAAUCAUUGGCAUGCUUAUUGUUAACAAUAGACUCUUUCAGCACAACCAUAAAUUUGUCUAAUUAGAAUAGAGAUGCACCAAGUUCAAUGGGGCUACUAGAAAAGGGGGACAACCCAGGUAAAUGGGUUUAUGAUAGUAGCCAUAAUUUGUACGAUGUUUUAUAAAAUACAUCUCUGUUUAAGUAAUACAUUUUAAUAAAUAUUGGCUUUUGUGAAGCUCAAGUUUUUAAAACCUAUACUUUUGCUUUGGGGCAUUUUUAGAUUCCUUAUGAAACGCCUGUACUGCAGUGUGAAGCAGUGCGUUUUAAAAAGAUUACUACUAAAUGUAACAUGACUGUGCACUGCAGGAAUUUUGAUAGCUUAAAUUAAUAUUGAUAGAAAAUACUUACUUUUUAUUUUAGUCAAAGAAGAAUAAGAAGAAACCAAAGGGAGAUGCUAAAACAGUUCAGGACCAGUCACGUGUUGAUGGAAAGGAAGUUGAUGAAGGUACUGAAAAGCAUGUAUGUUUUUUUUAAAAAAAAGUGUGUGUGCUCCUUUGGGAGGAAGGGCAAGUUAAAAAUUUAAUAAUGGUGCUAUUAAUAAAAACAUUUUAAGAAAUUUGUGGUUCAUUCUAUUAUGGUCUUUAAAAUGAAACCUGUUUUUAAUCUGUUAAUAGGUUUGCCUUUGUGGUUCAAUUUAUCCAUAUGGAGCAGCAAGCUGCCAGUUCAUGUGAUUGUAGAAUAUAAUUGUGUUAUGAUUGCUGCCUAAAUUACAGGUUUUAUCAAAUAAUCUGAGGUAUCAGACUUGAACUGGCAUUGUAUUUUCAGUGUUGGGAAGGACCAAACAUUUCAGAAUGUGUUUUGGGGUUUGGGUGUGAUCACUGCACUUGAGUUGGAGGAAAUUCAAUAAAAGCGACUUGGGUGUAACUAUUAGAAUGAUUUUCCUCCAUAGCUAUUAAAAAAAAAUGCCCACAAGAUUUCAGGACAGCUAGAGUUUGCACCUGCAAUGAUGACUUUUGAAAGUGGGAAAAGAACAGUUUGAGAGAGCAUCAAGCUAUAUAACUGUAUAUGGAAGUGAAGCUAGAUAUUGAGGGAAUCUCUCAAUAUGUAUUUAGCAAACAGGGACCUGUGGUAGGCAAUAGAAAUUAUGGUUAAGUGGUCUUUCAGAUCAGUUUGUCCACCAUUUGGUGUCUCCCUCACUGAGCAACAUCUGACAAGCUUUUGAGGAACACCCAACAUUCACUGAAAUACAGUUUGAAAACCACUGAGUUUGAAAACCACUGAGAUAGGUUACUUCCUCUGUUUUAACUAAUGGCUUUUUAUACCUCUUUCAGGCGCUUGGGAAACAAAAAUCAGUAACAGAGAAAAACGGCAGCAGCGUAAACGUGACAAGGUACUGACCGAUUCUGGGCCAGAAUCAAAUCUACCAGCUAUGGAAAAUUCAGUUACAAUCUCCACUGAACAGCUAACAUCUGCAACAUCCCUUUCAGUUGGUACCAGAAAAAGCAAAGGUAGAUAUGUGACUCUUGCUCUAGUUUUGUUUUUCAUUUCUCGUCUUAGGGGGCAGGGCAGCAACACUUAAAGAACAAGAGAAGAAUACAGAUUACACACUAAUAAUUGAAACUCUGCUCUGUUGAUUUAAUUAACGCUUUAAAAAGGUGUUAACUAAAAAACAUGGAGCCUAGGAUUGCCUAUCCAUCGGCAUAAAUAAAAGGAUUAUAGUAGGAUAUUUAGUCACUAAAGUAGCUUUUCUUAAUCAGGUGAUCCUGUUCUGAAUGCUCAAGUUAGUAAUCCUAAAUCUGGAAAAGGAGAAAUUACACUCCAGCAAGGUAAGGACUGUUUACUGCAUAUAAUAACCUAAUUGGAGUUGUGGUACUGCCUAGAAUUUUGUGCACUGGUUCACAUGGAGCUUUUGCAUAGUUAUGUGGGGUGUAAUGUAUUGCAUAAUUACUAAUUUUUUUCCUAACUUAAAUUGCAUAGUUUCAGCUUCUUCCUUUUUUAUAAUUCUGCUGUCAGUUACUUUUUACUAACCUGCAUUAUUAGUAAAAGCCAUUAAUUUCUCUUAACAUAGAUGAGGAGAAUUCACAUCUGGUAAUAAUAGGAAUAUGUUGGUGUUGUUGUGAUUGUGUUAAUUGUGAGGCUUUCAGCCUGAUCUUACAUCCAUUUGCUCAGAAUUAAAUACAACUGAGUUUUGUGAGACACAUUGUCAAGUGUUCACAAUUAGUACAGAUAGGGAGAAGUGGUUUUUUUGUAGAUCUAGUGAAGGCUAAAUUUCACCCAUUUUUAUAUAGUUACUGCCCUCUGGAUAGUUAUGGCAAAAAACUGAUAGUGACUGCAACUAUGAACAGAGAAACACAUGAGUGGUAUUCAGUUAAAUUAGCCAGCUUUUCCUGAGCAAGAAGUGAAGAAAAAGAAAAGGGCUGGACUAGAAAUAAGAGCAGAGUAACAACAGCAAAAAGUUCAACGGAAAUGUUAAUGUAAUCUUGGUAUUUUUAUGAGCUUCCCUUGGCAGAAUAUGACUUUUACUUUUUUUUAAUCAGGUACAUUCAUGGUAUCAACUAAAACACAUGUUACAAUUAAGUAUAUGUUUGUGUUAAAAAGCUCCUUCAGGACUGAGUGAAGGCCCCACAGUAAAUGGAGGCAACUGGAACGAAAAGCCUGUAAAGCUUUCUCCUCAGAUUGGUGCAAGUGAGGAAAAGUGGAGUUCAGUAUCAUCUUCUGGUAGCAAAAGGAAGAAUGAGACAUCAGCGUGGGGAAAAGAUGCUGGAGAUCAUGGAAAUGGGAAGGACUGGGGAGUUUCCCUGGUGGGCAGAACCUGGGGUGAGCGCACUUUGUUCCCUGGUAUUGGUAAGUGCUUGUUUCUCUAAGAACAAAAACUGUCUUUAAGAAAUGGCAUUAUGUAUCUUUAACGUCCUGCCCAACAUUCUUCUUUCAGCUCUCAUUGUAGCAAAAUUCUUUGAGUAAUUGAUUAGGAAGCUUUAGCCUUUCCUUUUAUAUGCUGUGGUUAAGGUACAGAGAACUACUUGUGGUCCAUGUGGAGAUUAGCGCCACAUGGAUAGCAUUUUAACUUCUUAACAGCAGAUAUCCAUGCAGGGUAUCAUUGGAACCCUACUCAUCCAUCUCUCAGUCAGCUUGGACUUUAAGAAACAAUCUGUAUAAAUAAUCAGUUGUAUAAAUAAUCAGCUUCAUUCAGCUUCUGGGGAAAGGGCAGAAGUGUAAAAAUAUGUAGACAGGGUUGAAAAUACUUUUUAAUUUAAAGUUUGAAGGAUUUCUGUUUCCAGUUCCAGAGUGUAUUUCUCUAUUCCCAAACUUUAAUCUGAAAACUCAAAAACAAGAGUUAAAAUUCAAUCCAAAUUGUUACUAAUAAAAUUAAGAGCAUAUCUGAAAGAAUCAUCAUGUUUUGCUAUUACCUGUUGAAGAUAAAAUUUUAAGAUGUAAUUAUCCACAGCUUACAGUAAUACUUGUUUGAAGUACAGCACCAGGUAGCUGAUUGAUCUAGUAGAUCCCUAAUUCAUUGUUUUGGGGGUUAUAAAGGCAUAAGGCUUAGAAGAAGAAUGAUCCUUGCAGUCUUAACUAUGACACUUGUGAAAUUCCAGGCCAUUAGCUUAUUUUACUUGUUACAAUGAAAUGAAACAUAGUGGAGUCAUGUAACAUUGGCUACAAUGUUACAAGCUGUUGUAUUUGUACAAUGAAUCUGGAAUAUUUUGUUCCCUAAAAUCAUUGGAAAAAGCUAGCCUUGUAAGAGGCUUGUCUUAAGAAUGUGUGCCUAAUUUUCAGUAGCAAAAAUAGGUUAUUUUGUAUUUUUUCAACAGCCUGGUCUGGAGUGGAUGGAAGGAUUAAUCCUCCUGAACAGAGUUCUACUUCAUUCACUUCAUUGGGGCUAAAUCCUCCAGUUUCUGGUAAUAUUUUAAAAUUGCUCUAUAGAUGAACUACGUGCUUAAGUUAUACUCUUCUGAAAACCUAUGGUCAUCUAUGUUAAUUGAAAGAGUUGUUGCAUAUAAGUUUGGAAAAACAUAUGUAUAAAAUGUAUAUGGUAGUUAAUAGGCUGGUUUUCAGAAAUGUCAACAAUCAUUAUUGGCUUAGCAGACGCUACUAAAAUACUUCAUUCUCUGUAUUUUCAGAAUAGGGUAGGAUGUUUGAUCGUAUGUAAAUCAGCUUUUCUCUUUGGGUUUAAUCGGUAAUAUCAGGGACAGCAAAGAAGCAAGCUAUUCCAUUGCAUGUAGAAUUCUCAAAAUACUAGGCCCUUUUCCAUUUGAAAUAUCUUAAUAUGUAGUAACAUGCCUGUCAGUUCAUAAAGCUUAUUCUAUGUUUGUGUGUUGUCUUCUUUUCAGGAGCCAGCAGUGAAUCUGUUCCUCAACCUCCUACUACAGACUUCCAAUGGGAUUUAAAUCGUAAUCAGGCGCAUAUUGAUGAUGAAUGGUCUGGGUUAAGUAAGUUCUUCUUUAAAAACCUUGUACGACUUACACUAGAAAGAUUUACAUUCAUAUUCCUAAUCAUCCAUUUGUCUUCUACAAAUGGGACCAGGUGUUUAUCCACAUGCUUUUAACAAUGAAGUGUGAUUUUGCUAUACCAAAACCUAAGAAAUCUAUUGUGACAUGUAUUUUGGGGAGCAGAGUCCGAUUUUAUUCAAUGCAUGGAGGUGCCUACUUAGUGGGUAAGUUGAAGUACACCCAAGAGGGGGGGAAAUGCUUUUUAAAAAUAAAACAAGGGCCAAAAGGCUAAACUGCAAGAGGCUCACUCAUGAAAGCUUCCACUACAAUAAAUUAGUCCUGCAAACUAUUCAUUAUCUCUGCUAACAUCUGCAUGGCUCCCUCCAUGGGGUUCGUUUAACUAUGUUAUCUCAGUGGUAGAGAUCUUUUGAGACAUUUGUGCAAGCAAACUGACUUCUACUUUAAAUAGAGCAUCUUUCAGAUCAGAUUGCAAUUUUGCUUCUAAAUAGUGUAGAUUUUUGUGCCCUGACAAAGCAUGAUUGAUAGACAAAGCUAGUUGCCAUUGGUGUUCCCUCGCUUAGAAAUGGCCAUCUUCCUCCAUGUGUCUUCAUUUUAUUCGUAGAGGUGUAUAUAGAAAGAAGUACUUUGGCCUAUUGGACGAGACAACUGAUUCUUCAGACAAUUGUCUGGCGUCCAUUCCAGCGAACGUCCGCAGCAAAACCAGAAGUACCAGAACGGGUUACUUCCGGGUUUGCCGCAUGCGCAGAAGCACAAACCGCUCUGUGUGCGUGCUCAGACACGGCGCUUUGCCCUGCAUCCUUUUCGGCUAGCUGCCAGGGCUCUGGAAUUGAUCCCGGUUGCAAAACAAGGUAUGACUGUAUCUGGAGGGAGGGCUGAUAGUCCCUAGCUCUAUAGGGGUCAGAGGCUAUCUUAGUGGAGCAAAACUCCUACUGGCUACUUGCUGUACAGUGGUACCUUGGGUUACAGACGCUUCGGGUUACAGACGCUUCAGGUUACAUACUCCAAUAACCCAGAAAUAGUACCUUGGGUUAAGAACUUUGCUUCAGGAUGAGAACAGAAAUCAUGCGGUGGCAGCAGGAGGAGGCUCCAUUAGCUAAAGUGGUACCUCAGGUUAAGAACAGUUUCAGGUUAAGAACGGACCUCCAGAACGAAUUAAGUUCUUAACCCGAGGUACCACUGUAACUGCAAAUGUCUCCCACUGGGAACAGAAACACAGUCAGUUGACCAGUGACAAGGUCACUGUCUGGAAUUACCCAUCUUGCAUUCUACAGGAACCAGGCAGAUGAUGCUAUUGGUGCUGGAAGAAUAGUCCUGGUUAGCAAAACUGCCUUUAAAAAACUGGCUUUUGCUUUUUAAUAAUUGCUGCUACUUUGAUUUAUGUGUGUUUAAAAAUGGUAAUUGUAGUAAUUUUAAAGGUAACUUCAUUGUUUCACAGCAACUAACUGAUAUUUUUCAAAGUAUCAAAUUUAAUAGUUAUGCUAAAGUAUGUUUUCUAUAAAAGGGACGCGGGUGGCGCUGUGGGUAAAACCUCAGUGCCUAGGACUUGCUGAUCGUAAGGUUGGCGGUUCGAAUCCCCGCGGCGGGGUGAGCUCCCGUCGUUCGGUCCCAGCUCCUGCCCUCCUAGCAGUUCGAAAGCACCCCUAAGUGCAAGUAGAUAAAUAGGUACCGCUUUAUAGUGGGAAGGUAAACGGCGUUUCCGUGUGCGGCACUGGUGCUGGCUCACCAGUUGCAGCUUUAUCAUGCUGGCCACGUGACCCGGAAGUGUCUUCAGACAGCGCCGGCUCUCGGCCUCUUGAGCGAGAUGAGCACGCAACCCUAGAGUCGGUCACGACUGGCCCGUACGGGCAGGGGUACCUUUAUGUUUUCUGUAGUAAUAUAGCAAAUAUUUUUUAAGAAAAUACUUGACUGAUAUUUGACCAAAAAUACUUGAUGAAUAAAGCAAAGUUAUGCACUCUAAAAAUUGACAUACCAUAUUUUUUGUUCUAUAAGACUCACUUUUUCCCUCCUAAAAAGUAAGGGGAAAUGUGUGUGCAGCUUAUGGAGCGAAUGCAGGCUGUGCCGCUAUCCCAGAAGCCAGAACAGCAAGAGGGUUUGCUGCUUUCGCUGGACAGUGAUCCCUCUUGCUGUUCUGGCUUCUGGGAUUCAGAAUAUUUUUUUUUAUUCUUUUCCUCCUCCACAAACUAGGUGCAUCUUAUGGUCUGCGUCUUAUAGAGCGAAAAAUACGGUAAUUAGUGUGUGAUUUGAGUCACAUGACUUUUACUAUACUACUUGAAACUUGUUCCUUCAUUAUUCACAGAUGGCCUAUCUUCUGCUGAUCCCAGUUCUGACUGGAAUGCCCCUGCAGAGGAAUGGGGAAACUGGGUAGAAGAAGAAAAGACUCAUUGCAUUCCACAGCUUGAGGAAGCGCUAUCUGAGGCACAAAAGGUAUUGGUAUGAGAUCUGUUGGAAAGCACAUGGAAUUAGUCUGAUCCUAAAAAUGCUUCUUAAUUUUUAGAAUUUUUUUAGAAAAGGUGGACUAAUACCAUAGACAACUGCUGCUUUCUUGCCAUUUUUCUGUGCAUUUAAUAUGCAUCCUGAUUCUCUGUGUUAAAAACAUAACUGAAAUGGAUUGGAAAACAGACAUAGUUUAAUUUCAUUUAUUGUAAAGAGGCAGCUUAUUCUAAUGAAACAUUUUCUGUUCUUUUUUGUUUUUAUAUUAGGCUUCAGAUGAUGAGAAAGAAAAGGCAGAACCAACUCUGCAAAGUACUGCAAGUGGUAAAUCAAAGAAGAAGAAAAAGAAAAAGAAGAAGCAGGGAGAAGAGGCUAGCUCUCCUGUACAAGUGAGGCAGAAUAUUAUUAUUGCUAUUAUUAUAGAUAUAUUUAUACUCUGUCUUUUUACCUGAUGGUGGUUCUGACCAAUAGAAAAGAACUGCUAGAAUGUAAUGAAAUUGAAAUAUUUUCCUAUUCUAUCAUGAAACGCUUUAUCAAUCUUUUAAGCAGAGAGGAGAAAGUUUAAUUGCAACUGAUUUUAGAUUACAAAAUUAGGUAUUUAAAUUCUUGUUCAUUACACUGAUUUGAUCUUGCAGCAGAAUUGAUUUUACACAAUUAGAAAGAGUGGUUCAGGUUCCUCAGUAUGCUUUGUGUUUCUUUUUUCUGGGUAGGAUGCUGAUGACCUGGAAAGACAUGCUGGAGAAGAAUUUCCAGAAGAUACCUCAAAAGUUCAACAAGAGGAGAUAGCUUUCUCUUUAAAGACCAUCAGCACUAGUGAACAAGCUGAGGUAUAGAUAAAUAGAUCUAGGUGCUCAUCAGGCAUACUUUCAAUACUUACAAUCAACAAAAAAGCACCCAUAUUUUUGAGGGUCUAAAGGCUGAGGUAUAAUUUAACUUUAUAAACAAAAAAGUAUUGUUCCAUUUCUCAGGGCCCUUCUACACAUGAGCUCCUUAUAGAUCAGUCUAGACCACAGCAUGCCAUGAACACAGAUCAUACCCCUUCCAAUCUGCACCCCAUCCCGAGAGACGAGGGUAGGGUGAGCAAGGAUUACUCACCUCCGUCACUGGUGUUGUGCAAUGCCAGGUCUAUAGGCAACAAAACCGCCACCCUGUGAGAUUUCACCUCGAAGGGGGGCGACCUGGCUUGUGUGACGGAGACCUGGGUGCACGAAGGGGAAACUGUUACCUUACGAGAGAUGGCGCCCCCGGGUUUCUCCGUCCUCCACCAGUCGCAGACUGUGGGCCGGGGGGGGAGGGGUGGCAUUAUUAAUCCGGGAAGAUUGUUCUUUCCGGGCUCUACCAUCGCCAUCGAUCCCCGGCAUUGAAUGUGUUGGCCUAGUGUGGGGCUCCGAGGUGAGCUUGGCUGUCUGGCUGUUGUACCGGCCACCUAGCACACCAGCAGCCACCCUGUCAGGCCUGCUGGAGGCGGUGGCCGGCUGGGCCUUGGAGUUCCCUAACCUAUUGGUAUUGGGGGACUUCAACAUCCAUGCUGAUGCCACUCCCUCCUCACAGGCUCUGGACCUGGUGUCUUCCAUGGCGACACUAGGGCUCUCCCAGUUUGUUUCGGGCCCCACACAUCAAGCAGGCCACACGCUGGAUUUGAUCUUUGGCGUCGGUAUAGAUGUGAUCAUGUUUCCUUCGAUGAAGGUUCCAUGGUCUGAUCACUACGCUCUGAAAGCCAGGAUUGACAUUCCACCCCCACCCUGCUUAGGUGGCGAGCCGAUUUGGGCUCGCCCGCAGAGGCUAAUGGACCCUGAUAGAUUCCGUCAAGCCUUGCAGGACCUUUCUCCCCCUGGCGACUCAUUGACUGAGCUUGUUGAGGGCUGGAAUGCCCAGCUCCUGGCAGCCAUCAAUGAGAUCGCACCUAAGCGCCCUCUGCGACCCCGCAGAAACCGGGCUCCCUGGUUUACCGAGGAGCUCCGGAAAAUGAAGCGGGACCUCAGACGGCUAGAGCGAGUAUGGCGGGGUGCCCGUGACGGAGCUUCAAGAACAUCUUAUAGGGUUUUUAUGAAAACCUACGAGAUGGCAGUGAAGGCCGCUAAGAAGUCCUACUUCUCAGCCUCCAUUGCAUCCGCUAGCUCUCGCCCGGCGCAAUUAUUUAGUAUAAUUCGGUCUUUAAUGUCCCUCGAAGGACAGCCAAAUUUAAAUAACAAUUUGACACACAGCUGUGAGGCAUUUGCAAGCUUUUUUGCAGAGAAGGUCCUGUUGCUCCGCCAUGACCUCCCUGCCAAUUUGGAUACAAUAAAGGAACUGGAGACCCCUCGACUGUCCUCGGGUCCAGUAUUGGACCACUUUGACCGGAUAUCCCCAGCCGAUGUGGACAGACUCCUCCGAGCUGGAAAGCCCACCACUUGUCCUCUCAACCCAUGCCCGUCUUGGCUGAUUAGAGCGUGUUCAGACGAGGUGUGGGCCCCCCUGGGGGAUAUCAUCAUUUGUCCCUUGGCACCGGGACAUUCCCAGGGGAACUGAAGGAGGCAGUGGUGCGCCCGCUCUUAAAGAAAACAUCAUUAGAUCCCUUAGAUCUAUCCAAUUACCGCCCGGUUUUGAAUCUUCCAUUCCUGGGUAAGGUGAUUGAGAGAGCGGUUGCUGAACAGCUUGGUAGGUUUCUGGAUGAAACAUCAGCUCUGGAUCCAUUCCAGUCCGGCUUCCGCGCUGGUCAUGGGACCGAGACGGCUCUGGUCGCCCUAACAGAUGAUCUCCGCAGGCAGCUGGAUCGAGGCGGGUCGGGGCUGCUGAUUCUUUUAGACCUGUCAGCAGCCUUCGACAUGGUCGAUCGCGAACUCCUGGACCACCGCCUUGCCGACGUGGGGAUCCAGGGCACAGUCCUUCAAUGGCUGCGCUCGUUUCUCUCUGGUCGGGGACAGAGGGUGGCGCUUGGGGGGGGAAUUGUCAUCGCGCCACUCCUUGGUGUGUGGAGUGCCCCAGGGUGUGAUACUCUCCCCGAUGCUUUUUAACAUCUUUAUGCGCCCCCUCGCCCAGCUUGUCCGGAGUUUUGGUCUGGGCUGCCAUCAGUAUGCUGAUGACACCCAACUCUAUCUGUUGAUGGAUGGCCAUCCUGACUCGGCCCCAGACACACUGAUCAGAUGCUUGGAAGCUGUGGCUGGAUGGUUACGUGGGAGCCGGUUGAAGUUAAAUCCUUCAAAGACAGAGGUCCUCUGGCUGGGACGGGACGAUAUGGGAUUGAGGGGGCAACUCCCAUCUCUUGCGGGGGUGCAAUUAGUGCCAGCACCGUCCGUUAAGAGUUUGGGUGUAAUCUUCGAUACCUCCCUCUCCAUGGAGGCGCAGAUUGCAGCUGUAACAAAGGCGGCAUUUUUUCAUCUCCGCCAAGCUAAGCAGUUGGUUCCUUACCUCUCUCGCCCUGACCUAGCCACUGUGAUCCACGCGACGGUCACCUCCAGACUGGAUUAUUGUAACUCGCUCUACGUGGGGCUGCCCUUGAGACUGACCCAGAAACUCCAGUGGGUGCAGAAUACCGCGGCGAGACUCCUUACGGGGUCUUCGCUGCGAGAUCACAUUCAUCCGGUGCUAUACCAGCUGCACUGGCUCCCGGUGGAGUACAGGAUCAGGUUUAAGGUGCUGGUUUUAACCUUCAAAGCCCUAUACGGCCUAGGACCCUCGUACCUACGGGACCGCCUCUCCUGGUAUGCCCCACAGAGGAACUUACGGUCUUCAAAUAAAAACAUCUUGAAGGUCCCAGGCCACAGAGAGGUUAGGCUGGCCUCAACUAGAGCCAGGGCUUUUUCGGCUGCGGCUCCAAUCUGGUGGAACGCUCUGUCACAAGAGACAAGGGCCCUGCAGGACUUGACAUCUUUCUGCAGGGCCUGCAAGACAGAGCUGUUCCACCAGGCCUUUGGUCAGGGCGCAGCCUGACCCCCUCCUCUGGCAAUCUUUACAGAGCUUUAGUUUAUGGUUGCCAUCAAUUUUGAUUUUAAUUAAUUUUUAUAAUGUUUUUAUAAUGUUGCACUAUUUUAGUGUUGUUAGCCGCCCUGAGCCCGGCUUCGGCUGGGGAGGGCGGGAUAUAAAUAAAUUUUAUUAUUAUUAUUUUUUAUUAUCAUGUAUACAGCAGGAAGAAGUAUACAUAUGCAGAGACAUCUGUUUGGCCUCUGUGGGAAAGGGGUUUGGGAUUCACCUAACAAGCCCUGUCAGUGGAAACCCUGAACAAGGACUUUUGCUUGUGCAGUGGGGCUUUCCUUCCUCCCCCCCCCCCCAGCCACCAAAAUAGACUCCCAAGAGGGUAAGGAGAAUCCCCAAAAGACUUUGUGGGGAAAGGAGACGGGGAAUCAGACCAUCUGGCAAGUUGCAAUGUUUGCGCAGAUGGAUUGUACGUCACAGUGCAGCAUAAAAUUCCGCCCGUAAUCUUUGGACUAGAUGGGCCUUUGGUCCAACCCAGAGGGCUGGUCUUAUGUUCUUACAUUUCUUACUUUGCCAUUCUUCCCGAAAGAAUAUCCUUGCUUAUGUUACUAGUUCUGCAGAAAUCCCCGAGCUGAAUCUCAGUGUCAGGCAUCUUCAGUGACAAUUUUUUUAUUAUUUAACAAGACCCAGCUAUUUAAAUAGUUUUCUAGCCAUUAUCCAAGGAAAUUUACACUAGUUAUAGGUCAGUUGUAAUUUGUUAGCUUUACACUAUUGUGUCUGGAAAUGAUAGCUUCUCAUUCUCCUGUUUUGUCACUUAGCCCAAAUGAAACGUUAAAAAUGCACUCAAAUGUCUCGACAUCCUCUGUUAUAAACAGUCAUAAUUAAAUGUUGCCAAAAAGUCUGUAUUCUAAUCUGCAGUUUUUAUUUUAGCCUGAGGAGAUGCCCUCAUUUGCUGUUUCUACUGAGCCAUCUGUAACUGUAUCAGAGAGUGAAUCUGACAAGAUAACUUCCCAAGUGCCACAGAUGCUACCGGAGACAGAAGUUCCUAUUUCUAAUGUUAAGCAAAACAGUGUGCCUCCGCCGCAGAGUAAGUAAUUUCUUCCUCCAGGUGCCUGCUAGACUCAGUGGGAAGUACUCUAUUUUCAUUCAACCAAAUGGUGGUUGUAUCAAAACAACCAAGCAGAUCUUUUUGCAGGUUAUGCUUAUCCCUCAUAGGCAUGAUUCUGAACAUUCAGCAUCCAUCAGUCCCGUUUUUGAAACCAAUGGGAUUUGUAUGCACUAUGAAAACGUGUUAUUUACAGAUUUAUGUGUUUGAGCUGUCAGGAGGCUGGGAAAUUGAGGGUCUUCGUUUCUUGAUUAUUUUCCUGCACCAGUAUGUCACAAAAUGAAAUUGGCAUGUGACACUUUGCCUAUAACGAACCACAUUUGUGAAUGGAAAUUGACUUCCCAUCUGAAACCCUACAGUCAGCGUAGACAGAACUGGGCUAAAUGAACCAAUGGCUUGACCCAGCGUAAGAUAAUUUCCUGUGUUUAUGUAGGAAAAUCAUACCAUACUGAAUGUCACCACAUCAAAAGCCAUACCAAGACAGUUCUCAAGCCGUGACAUUACCUAGAUCAGGCAUAGGCAAACUCGGCCCUCCAGAUGUUUUAGGACUACAACUCCCAUCAUCCUUAGCUAACAGGACCAGUGGUCAGGCGUGAUGGGAGUCAUAGUUCCAAAACAUCCGGAGGGCCGAGUUUGCCUAUGCCUGACCUAGAUGUAGAGAUAGAGAUGUUGCCUUAGUGGAAUUUCUAAUUUUUGCAUUUCCUUACCUGAGUAACUCAGUAGAAUGAAAUGUAUGAUGUAGAAUGAAAUGUAUGAUGAAGAGGUUAAAACAGUUAUGAUUAAAGCAAGAUUUUUGUUAUAAUAUACAAUUAGAGGCAUGGGAACGUAAUAAAUAUUAUUCAAAAAAAUGUAUGAAUGAACUGUACAUAAAUAUAAUUGACAGUAAAUAUUCUUUAUUCUUAAACUUGUAGCCAAGUCUGAAGAGAGCUGGGAGUCUCCCAAACAAAUUAAAAAGAAGAAAAAGGCCAGAAGGGAAACGUGAAUUUUCUGAGAUGGACGUGUGUUGCAGAAACACUUGUCGUGAAGAUUAUGCUGUUUAUGCAAUAAUUUGUGAACCUGUACAGAAUUUUAUAUAAAUUUCAACAGAUUUUUUUAAAAACAAACUGCUUUGAACACAACCAUCUUUAAGAACAGGAACAGAAGGAAAAUAAGUUGGUGGCAUAAUUUAACAGGAAAUAUGACAAUACUGGAAGACACAUUGAAGAGUCUAUUUCAACAUAUGGGGAAAGUAAUUAUAAAAAACAACUUGUCUUUACAACAGUGCCCUGUUUACAACAGAUUAUCUCUAUUUUACGUCCAUUGGAGAAAAAGGAUUGGUCUUAAAAUUUCCUAAAUCAUCUGUAAAACAGUGUCACUCUGAGUAGUGUCCAUUCUGAAUUUCUUAAUGCCUAAAUCAAAGAACUGGUUAAAUCUGCCAUAUCUUUCUAAUACUUAAUGGAAUGUGCUAAUUAUAAAGUUAAUUAUAAGUACAGAGAGCCUGGAGUCAUAAAUGCUUGCUCUUGAAUAGUCCCCCUGACUUAAAGGAAAUAUUUCAAAAUAAGUGGGAAAAUUAUGACUAGAACCGUUCAGUAAAGUCAUUUCUGUAGCAUAAGAAAUGUGGUUAAGAAUGCAAAACUUGCAGAAACUGUUAUGAAUUAAGAAACUGAGAAAAUUGGUCAAAACUUGAGCAUGGUUCAUGAAGUUGCUUCUGAUUAGUCUUCUACUUGAAUUACUCAAAUAAUAUAUUUUUAAGAAGGGGCUGUAUGCUCCAAAUCAGUCGUGUUUUAUUCCUUUUUAAGGUAAUAGGUUAGUUGUUGCCCUUAAAAUUUUAUUCACAUUAAUUUUGAAGUUGUAUUUCAUGUCUCUUCCAUGUCCCAUUUUUAUUUUUAUUAAAUGUAAUUUUAAAGAAAACUUCCAUAAACUCUUCAGAGAUGUGGUUGAGAAUGAAAGAGGGAAAUAAUGACUUCAGACAGCUUUAAUUGAUCUUGAGACCACCUGUAUCAGGAAGUGCUUUUUUACUGCCUUAACCUAUGUAGAAUCUGCAUCUAGAGUUCUUAAAUGGGAUUAGUGUGUUUUGUAUUUUUUAAAAAAUCAUGCAAAUAUAGCAAUUGUAAAACCAACUUUCCUCUUGGAAUUAUUGAUUAAAACGGGAGUUGAGCUGCAUCAUUUCAGGCACUGUGUAAUUACAUCACAUCCAGCAGGCAGGUAUCUAUCUAUGAAUAGUGCAUGCUCAGCCAUGUACACUGUAUAUAGCCUUUACAAAAUGUUUGUGUGUGUUUUAAAGGACCAUAAUUAACAUAACUUGGUGAGCAUCUAUUAAAGAAAAGCAAUGAUUAUUUGAUGUGAUUGGCUUAGGUUUUUCAUGUGGCAGAGAAAUUGUAACAGCUAUAACCGAUGGUACUUACUGACUCUCCCAUAAUGUUUCAUUGUCUAAAUCAGAAAAUUUGGUAAAAAUUUAACUUGCAAUGCAAGAACAAUUAAAGCAACAAACUGGAUUUAGUUGUAUUGAAGACAAGCCUUAUUAAUUGAUAGUGUUCCUAAUAAACGAAUACUAAUGUCCACAGGUAUUAACUCCUGUUACAGGAACAUGGCAGAUGUUUACAUGUUCAGAUGUUUUGUUUAAUUCAGUGACAUUUCUAAAUCAAUUUUGUUAAAAUAAAUUGAGCAAAUUGAUAAGAUUGUGUUAUUUAGUAGUAUAUAGUACGUAGACUGUCUUAUUGAGAAGACACAAGUGUCCAUGAAAUUACCGAAUGUUGAAAUUUGAUUUUCAACAAUGAUUUUUAAAAGAAUGUUGAACAUGUGAAAUCAUGUAUGUUGUAAAUUCCAUUCUUCAUCAACACCUACAGAGUUCAACCAAUUUCAUCCACUGACAGUAUUAAAAAAAAGUUACAGCCCCUCUCCACACAUGAUCAAAUGUCAGUUUAUGUGAAAGGUAGAGAAAUGGUAACCGCUAUUCAUGAAAUGUGGUGGGCAAUGCCUUUGCUUAUGUGAUUGGCCUAAGUAAGUGUUCAUAUAUUAUGUAGAGUCAUUAAAUCAUGUUUGCUAAUUCACAAGAGUUCACCACCAUCCCUCCUAUUUAAGGAGAAUUGUUGAAUGGGAAGGAUUUAUAUACAUAUCUGCUUGCAGGUCAAAUGCAAAGUCAGAGGCAUUUUAAUGUGUUUUGACAGUAAAGCUGCUUGUGUGAGGAGCUCACAAAUCAGUGUGACCCAGCUACUAAAUGAUAGUGUAACAGUACUCUCUAGCAUCACAACUUCGGUCACAACCAGUCACUUGCAAUUCUAAACCUGCUGUUGAGCAAUUUCACGGCAUCCUUGCAAAGAACCCUUGUGCUCAGUCAGCUGUGGACAGUUUCCCUACGAACUGGAGAUUCUUAAGAAUUAAUUGGGUUGUCUCUUUGGUGUUACUUUGAACACCAACUGCUGCUUUCAGACUCUGCCCCAAAGUACAGUAUUUGUUUUUGGAAAUCGGAUUGAAACUUGUAAAAAUUGAAAGUUCUCAAUACCUGUUUUUCUCAGUUGUCAGUACUGGAACACUUACCUCUGCAGAGGACUGUAACCUAAAAUGUCCUGUUUACAUCCACUCCAGUCCUAAAAUUGUUUUUCAACUGACAUGGGUUUCUAACAGCAGCCUUCAGCUUUACUGAAGGGUGAUGUCUCUGUGGAUUUCCUCCUAUCCUCCACCUUUGGAAUCUUAAACUAUGGAACUAUAGGCUUUCCCUCAAAUUUUGGUAUUGUGCUCCAACUACGGCUGAAAUCAGUUAACUAUGGAGAUUGUAAAUAUUUCCCAGUCUCUGCAGCUUCUGGAGCAAUGCAUUUUUGAAGUUCUAGAAAAGCACAACGUUUGAGUCCAUAAAACCUAAAUGUUCCUGCCUAAGUAGAGGAAUGUCAGCAAGGCACCAAAAUUUAGCAACCAGAAAAUGUAAAGACGGGAAUUUUCUACUUUGCGCAAUUGGAAAUGACCUUUUUUCCCUCAAAACAAAGUUGUAUUAAUAUGGAAUGUACACUUUACUUAUAUUGACUAACUGUAGCCUUCAUGGCCAACUGCGUCCAGAUAACCUUUUAUGGGGCAAACACAAGCAAAGCAGCUAACAUAUUCUCAUUAGUAAAUGCAUGGAAUGUUUUUCAAAGAUUAAUGUGGGUUUUGUAACUUUUGAAAUUGUUUGUAUGCACAACUUUACAAAAGAAAAUGUGAUAUGUGAUUGGGUAGUCAUUGCAUGCUUUACUCUUGACUUUUCGUUUGGUUGUCUUGGGGAAAGUGUAUAGAAUUCAUGUUUGUUACAAAGUUGGCUCAAGGUGGAUGAAAACUUUGUUUUUUAAAAAAACAAAAAAAUUACAGUAGACAGACAUUAUUUAACUAUUUGCUAAAGAAUAUUAUACAUUAAAAUUAAUUUUCAAAACUGUUCACAG
Messenger RNA from Podarcis lilfordi (Lilford's wall lizard), 25678 nucleotides. The record is from the annotation of a GenBank genome assembly. Lineage: Eukaryota; Metazoa; Chordata; Lepidosauria; Squamata; Lacertidae.